Protopterus annectens (West African lungfish) is the source of this 960-nucleotide messenger RNA. RefSeq names its product zinc-binding protein A33-like. Gene Ontology annotation, molecular function: zinc ion binding; protein binding. Lineage: Eukaryota; Metazoa; Chordata; Ceratodontiformes; Protopteridae. The record is from RefSeq and is a predicted model, not a curated record.
CAAAGUUUAUGUCAAAUAAGUAACAAUGAAAAUCGAAACUAAAUCAAGUUCUUGUAAAAAUGGCAAUGACUACAGACAUUUCUAGCCUUGUAGAGGAACUAACGUGCGCUGUUUGCCUGAAUUUAUUCCAACAUCCAGUGACACUGGAGUGUGGACACAACUUUUGUAGAUCAUGUAUCGACAGAAACUGGAAAAGUAACAACAUUCCAUCCUGCCCUGAGUGUAGAACAGAAUUUCAAACCAGGAAAUAUGCUGUCAACAAACAGCUAGCUAACGUGGUGGCGAAAACAGGGAAAAAAUCUAUUCAGAGUUCUGAAGCUCAUGUUACACAAAAUGUAAAUCAGUUUUGUAAGGAACACGAGGAAAAAAUGAAGUUAUUCUGCAUGCAGGAAGAGACCCCCAUCUGUCUGAUAUGUCGAGAUUCAGUUAAACAUGCUGGUCAUAACUUUCUGCCUCUUAAUGAUGCAGUCAUCCCAUAUAAGGACAGACUGAAAGUCCUCUUAGCUCCAUUAGAAUCACGACUUAAAGAGCUCUACAAACUUCACUCCCAACAAAAGCAGAUGAUAUUGGAAGUUUCAGAUAAGGCCUUGGCUCUGGAAGUGAACAUUAAACUACAAUUCACUAAAAUGAUUAAGUUUCUCAAUGACAAGAAAGAAAACUUGAUCCAACAGCUAAGGCAGGAUGAAGCACAGAUCCUGAAGGAGAUGGAUAAACAUCUGAAGAGCAUUAAUGUAGAAACUGACCACAUGCACAAGUUAAUAAAAGACAUCCAGUCACAGCUAGAGAAACAGGACUCACUAAUGUUUCUGAUGGAAAUUAAGAGCACCUUGAAAAAGUAUGAAAAAUCUAACUUAACAAAUGUGGGGAGUAAGUUGGUAAAGCGUGACUUGAAUGUUGGGGUAUACAAUGGCCCCCUGCAGUACUAUGCUUGGAAGGAAAUGAAAUCCAUUAUACAACCAC